AACAUGCUAAUAUCCUCCUGACAACGAAGCGGUGAGAUGGUCGGCAGAACUCCCACCGCCCUAUUGGCUGGUGAGGUUGGUGUUCUGGCCUACCGGAGCAAAAAGAGGCUUCAGAACCGCCUACCAAAAUCCCUCGCCUUUCCGGCAAUAGGUUCGCCGCCUUCAGAAGCCAGGAGCGAAGUCGAGCAAGCUCAGCGUCUGUCUCUUCUUCACCCUUCCCAUCUCCAGCGCCAGUCGACCUUGACGAGUUUGAGCGUUGGCAACUGGAAGAGAGCGACUCUGAUCGGUACGAGGAGGAUCCCCGUGCCUACUGGCAUAAAAGAAGAAGCACCUAUCCACGGCUUGCGCGUAUGGCGUUGGAUCUACACACAGUACUUCCCAUGAGCGCAGGGGUUGAGCGUUUGUUCAGCGUUACCGGCGACAUGGUUACUCCUCUCCGCAACCGGCUCCAGGCAAACACUAUAGCUCUGUGUCAGAUCCUUCGCAGCUGGUACGACGCCGGCAUGAUCAGUGAUCUUGAUCCAAUACUGUCAUGGAAGACACGUGAACCCAGAGAAGAUGACUGAUGACGGCCAGGGUAAGGGAUGGAUAUGGGGUGGCCGGUUUUCUUUUUGUUGCAGGGGCAGCAAGCGGGGCAGAAAAAUGGUCAUUGGCUGGAUGCGGAAGAAAUAUGUGGGGCAAAGCAAGAAAUGUGGGUGUUAUCGCCCACGUGACGGCAACUGCAAUAUAUUGCAUCCACUCCCAUGUGAGCC
Parathielavia appendiculata is the source of this 752-nucleotide messenger RNA. RefSeq lists its product as uncharacterized. Lineage: Eukaryota; Fungi; Ascomycota; Sordariomycetes; Sordariales; Chaetomiaceae. The record is from RefSeq and is a predicted model, not a curated record. Bases 37 to 384 code for a protein of 115 amino acids. The transcript is spliced from 2 exons.